AGGGUACAUUAAUUUAUUUUUUUUGGACUAAAUAUUUUCUUUUCUUUUCUUUAAGAUCAAGUAUAUUUUUUUUUUUGACGCAAUAAGAUCAAGUAUAUUUAUUUAUUUAGUAUUUUAAUUUUAAUUUAAUUUUUUUUGCUACCAUCAUCAUUGAUAUAAGAAGCCACUUUGUCCAACAAAACCUAAAGUGUGACAUUACAAAGAUUCUCUCUUCAAACGACGAGACGACUUUUGAUUCUGCGUUCAAAAUCAUCUCUCUAUCGGUAAUUUUCUUUUUGUAAGAAGCUUUGGGUUUGAUUUAGAAGCUGGGAUUAAUAUUUUUUUCUGUGAUGGGUGGUCAAAGAGAAAGAAGUAAUUAUGGUAAGCGUCCACGAUCUCAUUCUGACUAUGAUGGAGGAAAUAAAAGGAGGAAUGUAGGUGAUGAUAGGGAUAGGGAGCAGUUUGUGAUUACUAAGGAUGAUACUGUUUUUCGCUAUUUGUGCCCUGGGAGAAAGAUUGGUAGUAUCAUUGGUAGGGGAGGUGAAAUUGUUAAGCAAUUGAGGGUUGAAACUAAGGCUAAGAUUAGGAUUAGUGAAACUGUGCCCGGAUGUGAUGAGCGUAUUGUUACCGUCUAUAGUUCUAGUGAUGAGACUAAUAACCUUGAUGAUGGUGGUAAGAAUGUGUCACCUGCUGAGGAUGCUUUGUUUAAGAUUCAUGAUAGGGUGGUUGCUGAAGAUUUGCACAGUGAUCAGGAGGAAGAAGGCGGUCCCCAAGUGACUGCUAAGCUGUUAGUGCCGUCUGAUCAGAUAGGUUGUGUUCUUGGAAAAGGUGGGCAGAUAGUUCAGACUUUACGUAGUGAAACUGGGGCUCAGAUUCGUAUACUUAAGGAUGAACAUGUGCCUCUGUGCGCCUUGAGAUCUGACGAGCUUGUGCAGAUUUCUGGGGAUACUGCAGUUGUGAAAAAGGCUUUGAUUCAAAUUGCAUCUCGACUUCAUCUUAACCCUUCCCGCACUCAGCAUUUGCUUGCUUCAGCUGCUCCUGCUGUAUAUCCCAGUGGUGGUUCACUAUUGGGUCCAACUUCAGGACCUCCGAUUGUGGGCAUUGCUCCUCUUGUUGGACCUUAUGGGGGAUAUAAAGGCGACACUGGUGACUGGCCGCCACGAUCUAUGUACUCGGCUCCGAGGGAAGAAAUAUCUUCAAAAGAAUUUUCAGUUCGAUUGGUCUGUCCUACUGGAAAUCUUGGUGGCGUGAUAGGGAAAGGUGGUGGCAUAAUAAAUCAAAUUAGGCAGGAUUCCGGGGCAACAAUCAAAGUUGAUAAUUCUGCAAAAGGAGAUGAAUGCUUGAUAACCAUUUCAACAAAAGAGUUCUUUGAAGAAACUUUCUCUCCAACAAUUGAGGCAGCUGUGCUUUUGCAACCCCGAUGCAGUGAAAAAAGUGAAAGAGAUUCUGGAAUCAUCUCUUUCACUACCCGUCUGUUGGUAUCAUCAUCAAGAAUUGGUUGCCUUAUUGGUAAAGGGGGAUCUAUUAUAACUGAGAUGAGGAGGCUAACAAAAUCCAACAUUCGCAUACUGUCAAAGGAAAAUCUUCCUAAAAUUGCUUCUGAAGAUGAUGAAAUGGUGCAGAUUUCGGGAGACCUUGAUGUUGCCAAAGAUGCUCUUGUGCAUGUUCUUACACGGUUGAGAGCAAACAUUUUUGAUAGAGAGGGUGCUGUCUCUCGAGUCCUGCCAGUUGUACCAUAUAUUCCUGCUCCAGUAGAUAGCUUAGAUGGUCUUAGCUACGACACUAGAGAUAGCAAAAGACAUGGACGUGGACAUUCCUAUUCAAGUAGCUAUGGAGGAUCACAUGAUUUAGGAGCUGGCGACACUUAUGGAAGCUAUGGUGGUUCACAGCUUGUUGGAAGCAGUGCUUAUGGGGCCUAUGAAAGUUAUUCUCUGGGACGGGAUAGUACUGUUUGGUUGCCUAGUCAGAACAAUGUUUCUAGGAGGAGAAACCAUGCUUACUAAACAUGAUGAGUCUCCCCAGCCGAGAUGUGUGAAGCCCGCAGCCUGCCUACUGCCUAAACCAGGAGACCAGAUGAACCAGGAUUUGACAAAUUUAUGGCCUACCUUGCCGCAUCUACUUAGAGGACCAAACUUAUGUGGAGCCUAUUAAAAUUCGCCAUGUCCAUUUUACCUUAAUUACCAAGCUUGAUAACUUAUGCUACCAAGAACCUAUAAAGCUGGCUUGCCUUUGUUUGUUUUCUUAUUGUUCUCGUUCCUUUUGACUUUGGAACUAAGAAACACCACUUAGCUAUGAUUUCCAGUUGUAUACUUUUAUUGCCGAUUGUGUUUAAUUUUUUUUCUUCAUAUUUCACUGUGAAAUUCAAUGAAAUACUAUCUUUGUUGUUAUUUGAAUUUCAUGUGACAAAUUUGGUGGAGUUUUGGAGUUAUCUAUAUUGCAGGGUGCCAGUAUUUUGCUUGCAAUAGAUCGUUGUAACCAGGUAAAGGUGUAAGCAUUAUUUGAUUCUGAUAAUCCCAUACUAAUGGGCGUUGUUUUGAGUAACCAUACUUUCAGUUCAAGGUAUUAAAACUGUUGUUAAUUAUGCUGUUAACUGCACUACCGAAGCUCAUAGUCAGUUAGUAGUUUGAGAACAACAAUGGUUUGAAAGACAUGCAUGAUUUUUGUUUGAGCUUAAUUAGCAUUGGCAUUCAGCUGCAUUGGAUAAUUUCUCAUUUUCCAUUUUCUGAUUACAUGGUAUCAAUUUAUCGGAGUUCGGCUAUACAAAAUUUUGCUUACAAAAGAAGACGUCUGCUAUGCUAUCAGGCCAUUGGGUCACCUGUUUAGGUCAAAGAUCCAAGUCUUUUGAUACACUGUCAGUGAUUCAAUGGCCCCUGUGCAAGUGUGUGUGUGUGUGUCUAGUGUUACUUCUAUAGUAGUUUUUCAAGUAUUUGUUUGGAUUAAGUCGUCCAAGGAUGCUAUCAACCAAGUUUCUCUUGGUCUUUCACUUCUCCAAGUAGUUAGAUAAUGUUAACAUGUCACUUUUUUGGUUGUCAUUAUAUUGAUUGCUUUUACUUG
This is a messenger RNA of Trifolium pratense (red clover), 3033 nucleotides long. RefSeq names its product KH domain-containing protein HEN4. NCBI's taxonomy places the organism in Eukaryota, Viridiplantae, Streptophyta, Magnoliopsida, Fabales, Fabaceae. The record is from RefSeq and is a predicted model, not a curated record. The transcript has 8 exons. Gene Ontology annotation, biological process: regulation of gene expression. Gene Ontology annotation, cellular component: cytoplasm; nucleus. Gene Ontology annotation, molecular function: mRNA binding. Bases 330 to 1982 code for a protein of 550 amino acids.